Molecule: messenger RNA, 2246 nt
Organism: Strigops habroptila (Kakapo)
Lineage: Eukaryota; Metazoa; Chordata; Aves; Psittaciformes; Psittacidae
Product: nascent polypeptide-associated complex subunit alpha, muscle-specific form-like
Exons: 3
Coding region: 150-2246 (698 amino acids)
Source: RefSeq, a predicted model, not a curated record
CCCGGCCCUCGGGCUCCUGCUGCUCUGCCUCGGCCCCGCAGGCACCUUCGGCCGCUGCGAGUCGGGAUCCCGCCUGGCGCCGCUGACGGCCGGGGUGGAUCCCUGCAAGGAUCCCGCGGGAUUCCUCAGCCCCCAGCUGGGGGGGUCCUAUGGAGGCGAUUCGGGAUCCUAUGGAGGCGAUUCAGGAUCCUACGGAGGCGAUUCGGGAUCUUAUGGAGGCGGAUCAAGCUCCUAUGGAGGCGAUUCAGCAUCCUAUGGAGGCGAUUCGGGCUCCCAUGGAGGAGGAUCCGGAGUAUCCCAAGGAGGCGGCAGCUCUUCAGGAUCCUACGGGAACAAGCCAGGAUCCCAUGGGAACAGACCGGGAUCCUACGGACUUGGGCCUUCUGGGAGUGGGUCAGGAUCAGGGAGACCCGGCUCCUAUGGGGGACCUAGUGUGGGAUCCUAUGGGAUUGGGUCUGGAUCGGGCAGACCUGGAUCCCAGGGGGGAAUUGGAUCUGGAUCAGGCAGACCUGGAUCCCAAGGGGGCAGUGGAUCCGGAUCGGGAAGACCUGGAUCCCAUGGAGGCAGUGGAUCUGGAUCAGGCAGACCUGGGUCCCAAGGGGGCAGUGGAUCCGGAUCGGGAAGACCUGGAUCCCAGGGAGGCAGUGGAUCGGGAUCGGGAAGACCUGGAUCCCAAGGGGGGAGUGGGUCCGGAUCAGGAAGACCUGGAUCCCAUGGAGGCAGUGGAUCGGGAUCGGGAAGACCUGGAUCCCAAGGGGGGAGUGGGUCCGGAUCAGGAAGACCUGGAUCCCAUGGAGGCAGUGGAUCGGGAUCGGGAAGACCUGGAUCCCAUGGAGGCGGUGGAUCCGGAGGGGGCAGACCCGGAUCAUCUCAAGGAGGACAUGGCUCAGGAUCAGGGAGACCCGGAUCCCAAGGAGGCAGCGGAUCGGGAUCCUAUGGAGGCGGAUCGGGAUCCUAUGGGGGUGGAUCGGGAUCCUAUGGGGGCGGGUCGGGAUCCUAUGGGGGUGGAUCGGGAUCCUAUGGGGGUGGAUCGGGAUCCUAUGGAGGCGGAUCGGGAUCCUAUGGGGGGGGAUCGAGCUCCUAUGGGGACAGCUCGGGAUCCUAUGGGCUCCCUGAGUCCUACGGGGAUGAUUCGGGAUCCUAUGGGGGUGGAUCAGGCUCCUAUGGGAGCGGAUCAGCAUCCCAAGGGAGUGGAUCAGGCUCCUAUGGCAGACCAGGAUCCUAUGGGGGCUCAUCAGGAUCCCAAGGGGGUGGAUCAGGAUCCCAAGGGGGUGGAUCGGGAUCCUAUGGGGGUGGAUCAGGCUCCUAUGGGAGCGGAUCAGGAUCCCAAGGGGGUGGAUCAGGCUCCUAUGGCAGACCAGGAUCCUAUGGGGGCUCAUCGGGAUCGCAAGGGGGUGGAUCAGGCUCCUAUGGAAGCGAUUCAGGCUCCUAUGGAGGUGAUUCAAUACCCUAUGGGGAUGGAUCCAGCUCCUAUGGAGGAUCGGGCUCCUAUGGGGGCGGAUCCGGACCCGGCUCCUAUGGGGGGGGAUCCAGUUCCUAUGGGGGGGGAUCCGGCUCCUAUGGGGGGGGAUCCGGCUCCUAUGGGGGCAGCCGCCGUCCCGGCUACAAGAAUCCCGGGAUCCCGUUCAUCCCGGGGCUGCAGGAUCCCGCCCGCAUCGGGGGCCACAUCCCCAUCCGCAGGGGGCCUCCCGCGGGAUCCAAUCCUGGCUCCAGGGCGGGAUCCGGGUCGGGAUCUGGCUGCAGGGAUUGUGCUGAAUAGGGAGAGACAGAGCCCGUAUCCCUUGGGAUGGAUCCCAAUAAACGUGUUUAUGGCAGCACCGGCCUCAUCCCUGCCCCACACGUGGCCCCACACGUGUCAUGCGCCGCCGCCCGCAGCCUCCCGGUGCCCGUCACGGUCCCGGUCCCGGCCACGGCGCCGGUGCCCGUCAGCGCCCGCAACACGCGGCCCCCCCCCCACCGCCGCCAGCGCCGCGGCCACGGCCCCGGGCCCCGUCACCGGCCCCGGCCCCACCGCGGGCCCCACCGCGGGGCCCAUCACUGGUCCCAGCGGGAUGCGGGAGCGGGAUGAGGAGGAGCUGGUCCUGGAGCUGGUGCCGGAGCUGCGGGACCUGCUGGGCCCCCCCCCGCUGCCCAACCUGCCCCUGCCCGCGCCCCACACCCUGACCCACACCUUGACCCAUAACCCGCCCCAUAACCUGACCCGUAGCCUGCCCCCCCACAACGUGACCUCCCGGGGGGAGGCUUAA